AUGCGAGUCUUAGAUCUGUCCAAGCUUGACAUCUCGCCUGAUGACACUUGCGACAUCCGCAUCACAGUCGAGACCGACUCCGAGUGCGACAAGUAUCCAGCAAAACAACAUGCCCGCAAGGUUGCUGCAAAACUAGGGGUCCGCGACGGACUUAUCUAUCUCGUCGGCAAGGCUACCAUUAACUGGGGAGACUCGGACCAACCGCGUCCUUUCCGGCAGAGGCGUUACUUUUAUUACCUGAGUGGUGUCGAAGAGGCGGAUUGCUACCUGACGUACGACAUUCGCAACGAUCUUUUGACACUCUACGUUCCAAAUUUCAGCCUGCAGCACGCGAUAUGGAUGGGCCCUACACUAACUGUGGACGAGGCACGGCUACGAUACGACGCAGACCGCUUCCGCUACUUCGCAGCUUUACGCGGUGAUCUGAAUGCGUGGGUGGACCAAUACAACAAAGACAGUCCGAUCUACAUCCUCCAUAGCACCCAGAAGCCCGAAAUCUCGUCAGAGGGGCUUCUACUGGACGACACGUCACUGAUACCCGCAAUGAAUGCAGCAAGAGAGGUGAAGGACGAAUAUGAGAUCCGAAUGAUUCGCAAAGCUAACGAGGUCUCUGCCCUUGCGCACCGAAACAUACUCGAGAAUAUCCACCGCAUGUCAAACGAGGGUGAAAUCGAAGGGCUGUUCCUGGACACUUGUGUCUCCCAUGGUUCCAAGAACCAGUCUUAUGAAAUAAUCGCUGGGUCCGGACCUAACGCAGCAGUGCUUCACUAUGUGAAAAACGACGAGGACUUCAACGAGAGACAGCUUGUCUGUCUUGAUGCCGGCGCAGAAUGGAACUGCUACGCGAGUGAUGUCACUCGCACAAUUCCCCUCGGAAAAGACUGGCCCAGUGCGCACGCGAAAGACAUCUACGCCAUUGUAGAAGAGAUGCAGGAGGAAUGCAUCAAACGCGUUAGGCCUGGGUUGCGAUUCCGGGACUUGCAAGAGCUGGCGCAUGUCAUCGCCAUCAAAGGGCUGCAAAGACUCGGAGUCCUCAAAAUUGGAACUGUAGAAGAAAUCCGUCAAUCAGGAGCAUCUUCCAUUUUCUUUCCCCAUGGUCUCGGCCACCAUGUAGGAUUGGAGGUCCAUGAUGUAUCGGCACAGCCAAUCACCGCUAAUGGACACUGGCCCAGGGAGUUUGUACCUGAAAUGAGUACUCCACUUCUUCAGGAGGGUAUGGUGAUUACCAUCGAACCAGGGAUUUAUUUCAACAGACUUGCCCUGGAGAAUGCUCGAAGACUGCCGUUGGCGAAGUACAUUGACCUCGACAAGGCCGAGCAGUAUAUCCCCCUUGGCGGGGUGCGCAUUGAGGAUGAUCUUCUGGUCACCAGCACGGGGUACGAAAACUUGACAACCGCGCCGAAAGGCAAGGAGAUGUUAGAGAUUAUCCGUGGCCACAGGGAGUAA
Messenger RNA from Aspergillus mulundensis, 1446 nucleotides. Its product is annotated as aminopeptidase P family protein. The coding region runs from base 1 to 1446 and encodes 481 amino acids. The transcript is spliced from 2 exons. Gene Ontology annotation, molecular function: metalloaminopeptidase activity; manganese ion binding. Lineage: Eukaryota; Fungi; Ascomycota; Eurotiomycetes; Eurotiales; Aspergillaceae. The record is from RefSeq and is a predicted model, not a curated record.